Molecule: messenger RNA, 3216 nt
Organism: Vombatus ursinus (common wombat)
Lineage: Eukaryota; Metazoa; Chordata; Mammalia; Diprotodontia; Vombatidae
Gene: RAPGEF4
Product: Rap guanine nucleotide exchange factor 4
Exons: 28
Coding region: 283-2931 (882 amino acids)
Biological process (GO): Ras protein signal transduction; positive regulation of GTPase activity
Cellular component (GO): plasma membrane
Molecular function (GO): guanyl-nucleotide exchange factor activity
Source: RefSeq, a predicted model, not a curated record
CAUGCAGUGACAAAAUGAUUCAAAUCCAGAAAGGAAGGGAGUGAAAUUGUUGGGAGGUAACUGAAAGAAGAAAAAAAAAGAGGAGGUCUCUUCCUUUGCCACUGACCACUUUAGCGUCCCCGGAUAACACAUAAGCACCAGUUUCCUUUUCAUGGACUGAGAUAAUGCUAAGAGUUAAGAGUAACUGACAGGAAUCAUCUACUGUGGAGACAGAUUUUGCCGUCUAUAUCAAGAUUAGGGACUCACUGUGUCUCUGACUGAGAGACAGCAAAAGGAGGACGCAUGCUCUACAAGAAAUAUCGGCAGUAUAUGGCAGGACUUUUGGCUCCUCCUUAUGGUGUUAUGGAAACCGGCUCUAACAAUGAUAGGAUGCCUGACAAGGAGAAUGUGAGUAGCAGCAAUCUCAGCUCAGCUUCUAAAAACUGUAAUAAGACACCCCUCAUAGAACCUCACGUUCCUCUUCGUCCUGCUAAAACCAUUACCCAGGUUCCUUCAGAGAAGAUCCUCAGGGCUGGGAAAAUUUUACGAAAUGCUAUCCUUUCCAGAGCACCUCACAUGAUAAGAGAUCGAAAAUACCAUCUAAAGACUUACAGGCAAUGCUGUGUGGGAACAGAAUUGGUCGACUGGAUGAUACAACAAACUCCAUGUGUUCAUUCCCGGGCACAGGCGGUGGGCAUGUGGCAAGUUCUCUUAGAAGAAGGUGUUCUCAAUCAUGUGGACCAGGAACACCAUUUCCAAGAUAAAUAUUUGUUUUACCGAUUUCUGGAUGACGAGCACGAAGAUGCCCCUUUGCCAACGGAGGAAGAAAAGAAGGAAUGUGAUGAGGAGCUGCAGGACACCAUGCUGCUGCUGUCACAGAUGGGACCUGAUGCACAUAUGAGGAUGAUCCUCCGGAAACCGCCUGGCCAGAGGACUGUAGAUGAUCUGGAGAUUAUCUAUGAAGAACUGCUUCACAUUAAGGCCUUAUCACAUCUUUCCACAACAGUGAAACGAGAGUUAGCCGGGGUUCUCAUCUUUGAGUCCCAUGCCAAAGGAGGGACAGUAUUGUUUAACCAGGGUGAAGAAGGUACCUCCUGGUAUAUUAUCCUAAAAGGAUCAGUGAAUGUAGUCAUUUAUGGCAAGGGAGUGGUGUGCACCCUACAUGAGGGAGACGACUUUGGGAAGUUAGCCCUGGUCAAUGAUGCACCACGAGCGGCCUCCAUCGUUUUACGCGAAGAUAAUUGCCAUUUCUUAAGAGUGGACAAAGAAGAUUUCAACCGGAUCCUAAGGGAUGUUGAGGCGAACACAGUAAGACUUAAAGAACAUGACCAAGAUGUCUUGGUGUUGGAGAAGGUCCCAGCAGGAAACAGAGCUUCUAAUCAAGGAAACUCACAGCCUCAGCCAAAGUACACUGUGAUGUCAGGGACACCUGAGAAAAUUUUAGAGCAUUUCCUAGAAACAGUACGCCUUGAGCAACCUUUAAAUGAAACAACAGAUUCAGCUUUAAAUGACUUCAUCAUGAUGCACUGUGUUUUCAUGCCCAAUUCUCAGCUUUGCCCAGCCCUGGUGGCCCAUUACCACGCACAGCCUUCCCAGGGUACAGAACAGGACAAAAUGGAUUAUGCCCUCAACAGCAAGAGGCGAGUCAUCCGCCUGGUCCUCCAGUGGGCUGCUUUGUAUGGAGACUUACUCCAAGAGGAUGAAGUAGCAAUGGCCUUCUUAGAGGAGUUUUACGUAUCUGUGUCAGAUGACAGCCGGAUGAUUGCGACCCUCAAGGAGCAGCUUCCAGAGUUAGAAAAGACGGUCAAGCAAAUCUCAGAAGACGGCAAAGCUCCACAAAAGAAGCACAAAGUUCUUUUGCAACAAUUCAACCCUGUUGAAGACAGAGCACAGAAACGCCAACCUGUCCGGGGAUCUGAUGAAAUUCUGUUUAAAGUCUACUGCCUAGACCACACUUACACCACUAUUCGAGUGCCUGUGUCAGCUUCCGUGAAAGAAGUUCUUAGUGCUGUAGCGGACAAACUGGGUUCUGGAGAAGGACUGAUGAUAGUCAAGAUGAGCUCUGGAGGAGAAAAGGUGGUGCUCAAACCUAAUGAUGUUUCAGUAUUUACAACACUCACUGUUAAUGGACGUCUGUUCGCUUGCCCUCGAGAGCAAUUUGAUUCGCUGACACCCUUACCAGAACAAGAAGGCCCAACUACUGGAACAGUAGGAACUUUUGAACUGAUGAGUUCCAAAGAUUUAGCAUACCAAAUGACAAUUUAUGAUUGGGAGCUCUUCAACUGUGUACAUGAGCUGGAGCUAAUCUACCACACAUUUGGAAGGCACAAUUUUAAGAAGACCACUGCAAACUUGGAUUUGUUCCUAAGGAGGUUUAAUGAGAUUCAGUUUUGGGUCGUCACCGAGAUUUGCCUUUGUGCCCAACUCAGCAAGCGAGUUCAGCUCCUAAAGAAAUUUAUUAAGAUAGCAGCCCACUGUAAGGAGUACAAAAAUCUGAAUUCCUUCUUUGCCAUCGUCAUGGGACUCAGUAACGUUGCUGUGAGCCGCUUGGCGCUAACAUGGGAGAAACUUCCAAGCAAGUUCAAGAAGAUCUAUGCUGAGUUUGAAAGCUUAAUGGAUCCAUCCAGGAACCACAGGGCUUACAGGCUUACUGUUGCCAAACUGGAUCCACCUCUAAUUCCCUUCAUGCCCUUACUCAUUAAAGAUAUGACAUUUACUCAUGAGGGGAACAAGACGUUCAUUGACAAUCUAGUAAACUUUGAAAAAAUGCGCAUGAUUGCUAACACAGUCAGAACGGUGAGAUACUGCAGGAGCCAACCCUUCAAUCCUGAUGCAGCCCUUGCUAAUAAGAACCAUCAGGAUGUCCGGGGUUAUGUCCGACAAUUAAAUGUGAUUGACAACCAGAGAACGUUAUCCCAGAUGUCACACAGAUUAGAGCCUCGUCGAGCAUGAACACUUAAAGGGACUAAAGCAAUGGUUCAUUUCCAGUCUACUAUCUGCUAAAAAAAAAAAUGCCAUUUCUAUUACAACUGUACUGCCACAGAGAACUUUACACAACAAACAAAAAAUUAGUGAAAACAAUCCCUGGGCAUUGCCCAGCACACCAGCUACAUGGCAAUGAGGGCAGUGCGGCAUUGUGGAACGAGUAUUGAACUAGGUGCCAGGAGACCUGGGUUGUAGUCUCAGCUCUGCCUCCAACUAGCUGUGUGGCCUUGGGCAACUCACUUCAUCUCUCUG